AUGUCAGACGAGCUGGUGGACGAGGCAGAGGCAAUCAACGCCAUCUACGGCGACGGCUCGCUCGUGCGGACGGAAGACGAGUGCGCAUCCACGUACGUGCUCAAACUGCCCGGCGGCGCGUCAUGGCUCAGAAUCCAGUUCCCGGAGGCGUAUCCCGCACAACCACCCGCGGUGCUGGGCACGCACCACUCGUCAGGCGGCGUCAGAGGCGCGGGCGCAAGAGACGUACGCCUAUUCAGGGAGGCCCUGAGCAGCGUCUUCCACGAGGGCAGCGAAUGCCUGUUUGACGCGGUGGAAGAGUUUGGCAGGCGGGCCGGGGAGCGCGUUCCCGCCUCCGAGGGGCGGGAGGAGGAGGAGGAGGAGGACCGGACGCCCGGGCGCCCCGGGGACGACGUGGACGCCGAGCGGUUCCCGGCGCCGGAGUGGACACUGUCCGAGGCGGUCGUGGAGAACAAGUCGACGUUUGUGGCGAGGGUGGCGAGGGCGUCGUCGCCGGGGGAGGCGAGGAGCCACGUCGCGCGGCUGCUGGCGGCGGACAAGAAGGUCCGGCUGGCGACGCACAACGUCACGGCGUGGAGGAUGCGCGGCGGGCGGGGCGAGCAGUUCCAGGACUGCGACGACGACGGGGAGACGGCCGCGGGCGGGAGGCUGCUGCACCUGAUGCGGGUGAUGGACGUGUGGGGGGCGGUCGUGGUCGUGAGCCGGUGGUACGGCGGCGUGAAGCUGGGGCCGAGGCGGUUCUCCGUCAUCAAUGGCGUUGCGAGGGAUGGCAUGGUCCGCGCGGGCGUUGCUGGGAGGUGA
Molecule: messenger RNA, 801 nt
Organism: Metarhizium album ARSEF 1941
Lineage: Eukaryota; Fungi; Ascomycota; Sordariomycetes; Hypocreales; Clavicipitaceae
Product: impact family protein
Exons: 1
Coding region: 1-801 (266 amino acids)
Biological process (GO): regulation of translational initiation
Cellular component (GO): cytoplasm
Molecular function (GO): protein binding
Source: RefSeq, a predicted model, not a curated record